This is a messenger RNA of Penicillium maclennaniae, 1497 nucleotides long. RefSeq names its product betaine-aldehyde dehydrogenase. Gene Ontology annotation, molecular function: aldehyde dehydrogenase (NAD+) activity. Bases 1 to 1497 code for a protein of 498 amino acids. The transcript is spliced from 2 exons. The record is from RefSeq and is a predicted model, not a curated record. NCBI's taxonomy places the organism in Eukaryota, Fungi, Ascomycota, Eurotiomycetes, Eurotiales, Aspergillaceae.
AUGGCUCUCUCUUUUCCGCCUCGUGAGCUCUACUACGACGGCCAGGCUCGCGCCGCCUCGUCGGGAAAAAUCUUCCAAACAAUCAAUCCCGCCACCGCAACUCCGUUGGCCGAUAUCCAGGUGGCCUCCAACGCCGAUAUCGAUGCCGCAGUUGCUUCCGGCGAGCGCGCAUUCCCUGGCUGGUCCCAGACUCCUCCCAUUGUGCGUGCGCGCAUUCUACACAAGGCCGCUCUUCUCCUGCGUGAGCGUAAUGACGAGAUUGCCCGUGUCGAGACUUUGGAUUCCGGCAAGGCUUUCACCGAGACCAGCACCGUCGAUGUGGUGACUGGCGCUGACGUACUGGAAUAUUAUGCCAACUUCAUCGGUGGCGGUGGUCUGAAUGGCGAGACUACACAGUUGCGCGAGGAUGCUUGGGUGUAUACCAAGAAAGCCGCUCUGGGUGUCUGCGCCGGGAUUGGUGCUUGGAACUACCCCAUCCAGAUUGCUCUCUGGAAAUCCGCAGCCUGUCUUGCUGCAGGUAAUACUAUGGUCUACAAGGCGAGUGAAUUUACUCCUCUCCACGCCCAAACUCUCGCCGAGAUCUACACCGAGGCUGGUCUCCCCGCAGGUGUCUUCAACGUGGUCAAUGGCGCUGGUGAUGUGGGCGCCUACUUGACAAACCACCCCUCCAUCGCCAAAGUAUCCUUCACUGGUCAGGUCUCAACUGGUAAGAAGGUGGCAGGCUCCGCGGCCGGCAACAUGAAGUACGUGACCAUGGAGCUGGGUGGCAAGAGCCCCCUCAUCGUCUGCCCCGACGCAGACCUGGAGAACGCGGUCGAUGGUGCCAUGAUGGCCAACUUCUACAGCACCGGUCAGGUCUGCACCAACGGUACUCGUGUCUUCGUUCCGCGUGCUAUGAAGGCUGCCUUUGAGAAGCGCUUGCUCGAGAAGAUCCCUUACGUGCGGGCUGGUCCCCUCUUCGAUGAGCAGACCAACUUUGGUCCCUUGAGCUCCAAGUCUCACUACGAAAAGGUCAUCUCUUACAUCCGCUACGGUAUCGAGUGGGACCGAGCCACCCUACUCUGCGGUGGCCCUGAUAAGCCUCACGUGCCCCAGGACCUGCAGGCCGGCUACUGGGUGAAACCCACUGUCUUCACUGACUGCACUGACUCCAUGCGCAUUGUGCAGGAGGAGAUCUUUGGUCCCGUCAUGUCCAUCUUGUAUUACGAUACUGUCGAGGAGGCCGUCGUACGUGCCAAUACCACCGAUCUCGGCCUCGCUGCUGGUGUCUUCACCAAGGAUCUGAACCAGGCUCACCGUGUGAUUGAUCAGCUUCAGGCUGGUAUCACAUGGAUCAACACUUGGGGUGAAAGCCCCGCGGAGAUGGCCGUCGGUGGCUGGAAAAACAGUGGUCUGGGUGUGGAGAACGGCCGCCGUGGUAUUGAGGCCUGGGUGCAGAACAAGAGCACUGUAGUCGAGAUGAGUGGUAUUGUGGCCAGUGUCUUCGCCAAGUUGUAA